CAAAUCGCAAUGCAGAAUCGAAAAAUAUAACAAUCCUGCAAAAUGACGACGGCUCCUGUGGAACACGAAUGUUUCUACGAUCGGCAUCGCAACGCCGCCAUGAAGCGCCAUCAUACUGCAGAAAGCAACAAAUAUUAUUUCCAGUGUGAACCCUGAAACACAAAACCGUGACGGAGAAUCAGCUUACGUUGUAUCUGUAGAAGAUAUACAAGCGUAUGGCCCUGAAGUUUUCUUGGAUGGUCAUGAAUUCACCCGUGUCAUAAGCAUCGUGGGCGUACGUUAUUGAUCUGUCCCUGCAAAACGCUUGGCGUUAUCCAAUCUCAGAAUUAAUCAAGUUGAUAAACCGCCAGCUUUGUUAGAGCGAACUACGUCAAGUACAAUAAUAACAUGCAUCCGCCACAAAGGUUAUUUUAAGGCAUAAUAUAUCACAUAUUUGUAAUUCCUUCCUGACUGUUUAUCGCCCAAGGCAGAAAAAGGCGUUUAAAACAAGUGAACCACACUUGCAAAUUUUCACUCCAAACAGCUUACGCAUAAAUCAGUUGGUACUGUUCAGCGUGCACCUCGCUAUGAACAAUUCGAGUGGAAUUUUCCACCACAUCAAUGCAAAUCAAUCGCCGAUAAUACCACUUGUUAAUCUAACGGCGAAUAUUCCAGUUCCACUUUUACCGGUGUGGGGCUACGAUGCGAUCUUAACAACGGUGUGUAGCGUGCUGACCUUUACGCUCAAUUCAUUUAUAGCAUCCAUUCUGCUCACUCAUUCCGAACUACGCUCAUCGUUCAGUGUGUACCUCAUCACACUGCUGAUUUUUGACGCUUUACUAUGUCUGCAUGGAUGGCUCAACAUAGCGCGCAAACAAUUCCCCAGCUCCAUGGCCAAUAUCACCUUAUGCGACUUCCGCUCCUAUGUAUCCUGGGUGAUCACCGGGAUUCCUCUGAACCUCCAUGUCUUGAUCGCCGUUAACCGAGUGUGGGCUAUCGCGUUUCCUUAUUCGUACAAAAACCGGCAUAGCAAUUGGUUGGCGAUUGCACUGACCUUCGUCGUUGUGGCUUACGUUCAUAUAAUUUGUCUCCCUGGUGUGAUCAUGAAUGCGCUGUAUUAUCGACUACCAUUUGAAACAGAUGGCUGUCAGGUCAAUACUGAUCCUGGACCGAUGAUGGCCUGGGAUCAAUUGGUAAUGCUCCUCAUAUACGAGUUUCCCAUUGUUUUCAUGGCGGUCGCCUGGAUUUACGUCGCAAUAAAACAAAAACAGCGGCGUAAUGCCAUUGCCAAUGCCACAACGACAGCUCAGUUGAGCGCAGUCACGAGUGCCGCGCAAAAGACGGGCGGUAGACGCGGUCAGUACUCGACAGGUUUCCUUGUUUUCUCCGUUCUCACGGCCAGUGCGAUUUUAUGCUGGACGCCGUACGAAACAUACUACACAGUGUGGGCCUUUAUCCCGGAUUUAACGGAAGCCGAUCGGAGGUUCGUCAAUCUCUGCCUAGCCUUGUACCUUUUCCAGCCGGUGCUGGAUCCUUUGUUAACUGUUGUUACCAUGAAAGAUUUGCGCCGGGUUAUUGCAGAAGGAUUUCUGGGCUGCAUUAGAAAAUAAAACCCUAAUUUUUAAUUUAAUUUGUAGAUGGACAAAUUUGGUUAUUUAUUAUUACUUAUUCCAAAUUUGGUUAUUUGUGGCAAUUUCGUCUUUUUUUCAAUUUGGCAAU
Messenger RNA from Paramacrobiotus metropolitanus, 1698 nucleotides. RefSeq lists its product as uncharacterized. Gene Ontology annotation, molecular function: G protein-coupled receptor activity; peptide binding. The coding region runs from base 567 to 1589 and encodes 340 amino acids. The transcript has 4 exons. Gene Ontology annotation, cellular component: neuron projection; membrane. Gene Ontology annotation, biological process: G protein-coupled receptor signaling pathway. The record is from RefSeq and is a predicted model, not a curated record. Lineage: Eukaryota; Metazoa; Tardigrada; Eutardigrada; Parachela; Macrobiotidae.